Ornithodoros turicata is the source of this 582-nucleotide messenger RNA. RefSeq lists its product as uncharacterized. NCBI's taxonomy places the organism in Eukaryota, Metazoa, Arthropoda, Arachnida, Ixodida, Argasidae. Gene Ontology annotation, biological process: DNA integration. The coding region runs from base 1 to 582 and encodes 193 amino acids. The record is from RefSeq and is a predicted model, not a curated record. The transcript has a single exon. Gene Ontology annotation, molecular function: nucleic acid binding.
AUGACACCGCUGCCGAACGGCCCGUGGCAGUCCCUGACGGCGGACUUCGCUGGUCCUUUGCUUGACAACAAAUACUUACUGGUAGUAGUAGACGAAUACUCACGGUUCCCCGUAGUCGCAACGUUGUCGUCGCUGACUGCCAAGUCUGUCACAGGAAAGCUCAACGACAUCUUCACAGUGCAUGGGCUGCCUUACGUUCUCAGGACGGACAACGGCCCUCCCUUCUUUAGCAAAGAGUUCGCAGAAUUCUUGGACAACAACGGAAUUCGCCACCAAAAGACUACGCCACUGUGGCCGCAGGGCAACGGCGAAGUGGAGAGAUUUAUUAAGAACGUCGAGAAGACGGUGAAGGCCGCCGGGGUUCAGGGACAGCUAUGGAAGGAGGCGCUCAGCGAAUAUCUUUUGAAUUAUCGGGCCACGCCACAUUCAACUACCGCCGUAACUCCAGCGGAGCUCUUGUUUGGGAGGAAGAUUCGGACAAAGUUACCCCAACUGCAAGAGGCGCAACGCCAAGAAAAGCUACGGCAAAGAGACCGACUAAAGAAAGCAAAGAUGAAGGCCUACGCCGACGAUGGCAUUUAG